UAUUUAACUUUACAAAAGACUUCCCCAUGUUAUCAUCACUAUAUUUCUACAACAACAAUAAUAAUAAUAAUUUGUGUUAAAGUGGGACAGAACUGUGUGCAGUGCACCUUAAGAAAACCCCGCUGUUGGACGUGAUUGGCAAACACAUUAUUCCAUCCUUGGUACCCAGUCGUUCCGGGAUUACAGUGACGUCACGCUGAUACCCUCGCAUGGAUGAAUGCUAAAGAACUAUGGAGCCACAAAUAAUAGCACAAGCAGAGUCCAUAUCUUCCAAGUCUUACGUUAUCCUUUAAGCCUCCUCCAGCUAACACAACAACAUUUUUUUGCACUUAAUGACGCUUAAUUUCAUUUCUUAUCAGGUCCUUAGGGGGGAUUAUUCAUUCAUAUAAAACAAUCUGCAGCUGCUGCCAGCACCAGGUCUCCCUCCUGUGAGUGAAGUAAUCUAUUAUUGAGAGAAAGGCCGUGCGUAGAAAUGUGUGCAAGACGCUGGAUUUGAAGUAGAAUUGGUUGCAAUCGAUCAAGGGUGAAGAAUAUUGCUGAUGGGAACAAAAGAAGCAGCUAUGUCUUUCUCGCAGUUUGGAUAUCCUUACAAUGCAACAUCCCAGUUUUUCGUGUCGGCAAACCCCAGUACGACUUGCUGCGAUUCGAUUUCCAGGUCGGUGUCUGACGGGACAGGCGGCUCCCAGACCGCCGCUGCCGCCGCCGCAGCCGCCGCCUCCCUCUGCUGCCCGUCCUACGAGAACCGGCUCCUGGCGAGCAGCCGGACGGAGCUGAACGCAGCUCUGGGGAUGUACAGCUCCCCCUACGUAGCUGCGGCAGCAGCGAGCCAGAACUACGCCAACUACUUCUCCUACAGCACCGAGCCAUCCUCCAUCUACUCCACUCUGAAUCCUCAGUAUGACAUCAAGGACAGCACAGGCACUUUACACUCUGGCAUCACUCAGACUGCAGCCUACUACCCCUAUGACCACUCACUGGGACAGUAUCAAUAUGACAGAUACGGGACAGUAGACUUUAAUGGAACAGCAAGACGAAAGAACGCAACACGGGAAACCACCAGCACCCUGAAAACAUGGCUGUACGAGCACCGCAAGAACCCUUACCCCACCAAGGGGGAGAAGAUCAUGCUGGCUAUCAUCACCAAAAUGACACUCACUCAAGUGUCCACCUGGUUCGCCAACGCCAGGAGGAGGCUGAAGAAGGAGAACAAAAUGACCUGGUCUCCGAAGACUAAGGUUGGUGACGAGAGAACUGAUGACCUGAAGGGCAACCAAGACUGUGUCUCCAAAGAUUCUAUGGAUUGCAAGGAAGAGAAAGAUCUGCAUCUGAGCGAUUUGGAAGACAUUGACGGGGACGACUGUGACAAGCUGGACAGUGACUCUGAAAAAGUGGCAGUAGAUGAGCAGGACCUUCAGAAGAGAGGCUGCAGCUCCGACCUUCACCUGAGUUUAACUAACAGCUUCCACACCUUUCCCUGUGCCAUCAAAGGUGUCACCACUCUCCCGUCUCUGCCAUCUGACUUUUUGGAUCCCAUUUCAUCCAAGGCACCUUCCUCAACUGGUACGGCAGCAGGAACGGUGUCUCUGUCCCACUUUGAAAUCGCAGACAAGCCGCGGAUCUGGUCCCUGGCUCAUACGGCAGCUUCAGGGGUCAUACUGGGCCCUCAGCAGCACGGCUCCGACCUGCGGACAGGCAGUUCUGCCGCAGACUGCCAUAUUCAGAGUUCCAGACUUUCCGGAGCUUCGCCGGGACAAUGUGGGGGCAUGAGAGGCCUCCAUGAAUCCAGCACUGUUAACAACAUUGACAGCCCCUUCACCGAGGCCACAUCUUUGCACUCUAAGGUCUACGGCACUAGUAGCUACAGACACAAGGACCUCCAACUCCACUGUGCGUCCUACGUUGCACUUCCAAACACGUGUCAGUACUCCAGUAUUGAAGGACUGUCUUGUGGCAAAGCGGGGACACAGUCAUCAGACCUUAGUGACACCUGUGGGACGGGUCAGGAUGACAAGGUCACUGCAUUCAGACCAGUGAUGAAGAGAUGAAACAGACAUGUAUCUUGAAACUACUCAACGAUAGAUGAUGGGACAUUUCAUAUGCACUUAAGGACACACUGGUAGGAAACUGGCCUCAGUAGGGCGUGGAUGGACGCUACCUAUAGUCUCUGCAAUGACAACUGUCAAACUGUGGACAUGGCUAUGAUUUUGCACAAUAUUACUUUUGAGGUGUUUUAGACUUUAUGCAAAAAAUGUACAUCCAGAAUAUGAAUACGACUUUGUGUAUGGCAAUCGUGUAGCGUAGCUAACUUAUUUAUUUAUAUGCGUAUUUAUUCAUUUCCGUUGAGUGUUUUAUUAUUUAAUGUGUUGAGUUUUGUACCUCCUUAAAGUGUUUUGUCACAUGUUGCGUUGAAUCAUUUGUCAUUUUUUUCUCUUGUUGUGACAGUAAAACCGUCAUUCAUAAAGAUCAAUGAAAGGAAAGGCACUUUAGUGUUGGAGAGAUUUAGUCACUGUGUUCAAAUGUGAUCCUCAUCUUUUUCUUUUAUACGACAAAUACAAGUUUUUCUAGGAAUUUUAUGUUUUUUUUCUCUGCUGUCAUGCCAUGAUUAUUCAUGAACCUCCAAUUAGAACAGUAGCGGGUGGAUGGGCGUCAAAGGCGUAGCGCUUAUGGAGGGUCACGAUCCAGAGGAGCGCGUGAGUGCAAUGCACAAGCUCUGGAAGAAAGAAGGACGAUCAUCGUUCUAUUGUCAGCAUCUAAUCAGAAGUGGCAUCAAACACUUUGUUGCCGUUCAGGCCGAGCAGCGAGGCAGGAAUACGGGAUGAAUGAUGCUUUUGUCCCCCUGUGCAGCGAGCCGCUGCACUAACUUAACAUGCUGUUAAUUAAAAGGUCGUUUGUAGGAUCAAACCCGGCAGAGAUGUUCACAUGGUCCACCAAAGUCCUUUGAUUUGUCUGCUCUGCCUGUAGUCCAUCUCCUUGUGGUCCUAGUCUUCUGCCACCGUACACUAAAUGAUCAAUGUCCACUCUGAUAGGAAAUGUCAGCACUUCCUAUCUUUUUUCCUAACCUAUUACAAUCAAUGUUUCCAGGGUAACUAACAGUCGAAGUUCUGAGAAAACACAAUCUAAUCGGUCUAAUAAAUUCCUUUGAAUAAAUCCCUGAUCUCUCAACGUGUAGAUGCAAAAAAAAACCAAAAAAAAAACAACUAAAUUUGAUAGAGGUUCACUGCAAAAAUAACACAGGGAAAGUAUGCCACGUUCACAGCUUCCACACAAAACUCCGUCUAGGCUUGUAUUUGUUGGGAUUAUGCCUGCAGUAAUAAUGCAAAAAAAAAUAAAAAAAUGUAUUUUUAUGUUUUAUGUAUUAUUUAGGGACAAUUCAGACUCAAUUCCUGAAAGAGGUCACUCUGUGCCCUUGGCCAGUGGCAGAGCUGACAGUAAAUACUCACAUCCCGGUAAAUCCAGGAAAAUACAUGCUGAGGAUGA
Molecule: messenger RNA, 3477 nt
Organism: Cynoglossus semilaevis (tongue sole)
Lineage: Eukaryota; Metazoa; Chordata; Actinopteri; Pleuronectiformes; Cynoglossidae
Gene: irx6a
Product: iroquois homeobox 6a
Exons: 7
Coding region: 540-2045 (501 amino acids)
Biological process (GO): cell development; regulation of transcription by RNA polymerase II; neuron differentiation
Cellular component (GO): nucleus
Molecular function (GO): DNA-binding transcription factor activity, RNA polymerase II-specific; RNA polymerase II cis-regulatory region sequence-specific DNA binding
Source: RefSeq, a predicted model, not a curated record